CACAUACAUUAUCAAAAAGGAAAAAAAAAACAAAAACAAAACCAUAUGUAGUUGUCUUGUCCCACUUCCUUUUCAUCUUUUCUAUUUGAAGGAACAAUGAAAACCUAACACCUAGAAUUUAUAGACUCAUAAGCAGAAAAAAAAAAAAAAAGAAGCAACAAACCUUCUUAGUUCUUUACCCUAAGAACAACAAAACCAAACACAAAAAACAACAACCUAGUUUCUCAAAAUAACAUAGGUUGUUUUUCUUCCUUCCUUCCUUUCUUCAUAAAAGCUUUUAUUUCUUUUAGUUAUUUUUGACAAAAAUAUAUAAACAGAUGGGCAGAGGAAAAGUGGAGUUGAAGAGGAUCGAAAACAAGAUAAAUCGGCAAGUCACAUUUGCAAAACGAAGAAAUGGUUUACUCAAAAAAGCUUAUGAACUUUCCAUCCUCUGUGAUGCUGAGGUUGCUCUUAUCAUUUUCUCUAAUCGUGGUAAACUCUAUGAAUUUUCCAGUUCCAACAGCAUUGCUGAUACACUAGAGAGGUACAACAGGUGCACCUAUGGAGCAUUGGAACCUGGUCAAACAGAAAUUGAGACACAGAGAAACUACCAGGACUAUUUGAAGCUCAAAGCAAAAGUUGAGGUCCUUCAACAUUCACAAAGACAUUUUCUGGGGGAAGAAUUAGGAGACUUGGGCUCUAAGGAACUUGAGCAGCUUGAGCAUCAGUUGGACUUCUCUUUGAAGAAAAUCAGGUCAUUAAAGAUGGAGCAUAUGGUUGAGCAGCUUUCCAAACUUGAAAGAAAGGAAGAAAUGCUACUGGAAACCAACAGAAACCUGAGAAGGAAGUUGGAUGAAAAUGCUUCAACACUAAGAUCAACAUGGGAAACUGGGGAGCAAAGUGUUCCAUGCAACCUCCAGCGUCCUCGAUUUUUUGAGCCUUUACAAUGCACCACUUCUAUGCAGAUUAGUUACAAUGUUCCAGCUGAUCUAACACAUGAAAACAUUGCUACUACAACUUCAGCACCAAGUGGGUUCAUCCCUGAUUGGAUGCUUUAAUAGUUUUAAAACAUUUUAAUCAAAUAAAUCCAUGUAUAAUCUCUUCUCUAUAGUGAUGAAAAAAAUAGCAGAAAUUGGCUGUAUUUAAUUAUUAAAAAGGGUGGUCGAUGCUUGGGGUAAAGCUCCAUUUGUAAUAAUUUCUUGGAUUUUUAUUAUCAUGAAACCUAAGUUUUCAUAAUGUAUAUGCUACCAACCUUUCAUAUGUUAGUAUUUCACUCCCUUAGCUGAAGGGUAAAA
Gossypium arboreum is the source of this 1274-nucleotide messenger RNA. Its product is annotated as MADS-box protein CMB1-like. The transcript is spliced from 8 exons. Gene Ontology annotation, cellular component: nucleus. Gene Ontology annotation, molecular function: protein dimerization activity; RNA polymerase II cis-regulatory region sequence-specific DNA binding; DNA-binding transcription factor activity, RNA polymerase II-specific. Lineage: Eukaryota; Viridiplantae; Streptophyta; Magnoliopsida; Malvales; Malvaceae. The coding region runs from base 318 to 1037 and encodes 239 amino acids. The record is from RefSeq and is a predicted model, not a curated record. Gene Ontology annotation, biological process: positive regulation of transcription by RNA polymerase II.